AUUGCAUCGUAAAGAUCUUCUCCAUUUUUAGAUCUUUUCGUCACUCACGCUCUCUUCCCUCCUUUUCUUUCUCCUAGGGUUUCGUCGUUUGUUCGAGAAGGCGAAAAAUGGCUCCGGAAAAAACCAGACGUGCUGUUGCGGCCAUUGCAGGAUUCAACAAGCCAAAUGUAGUCCAGCGAGGGGCUUUCGUUACUUUUCUUGCUGGUGAUGGAGACUAUGUUAAUGGCGUGGUGGGGCUUGCGAAGGGUUUGAGAAAGGUAAGAUCGGCUUACCCGCUGAUAGUUGCGGUGCUGACCGAUGUACCCGCGAGCCAUCGCCGAGAGCUGGAGUUGCAGGGCUGCAUUAUUCGCGAGAUCGAUCCUGUGCACCCGCCGCCGAACCAGACCAGGUUUGCCAUGGCUUACUACGUCAUUAACUACUCCAAGCUACGUAUCUGGGAUUUUGUGGAGUACAAGAAAAUGGUUUAUCUCGAUGCGGAUAUCCAAGUGUUCGACAAUAUUGACAAUCUCUUCGAAUUGCCCGACGGCUACUUCUAUGCGGUGAUGGAUUGCUUCUGCGAGAAGACCUGGAGCCACUCGAAGCAGUACGAAAUAGGGUAUUGCCAGCAAUGCCCUGAUCGUCGGCCAUGGCCUGUCGCGGAGCUCGGCCCUCCUCCAUCCCUCUAUUUUAACGCCGGUAUGUUCGUUUUUGAGCCAAGUGUCUCCACUGGUAAAUCCCUUCUUUCCACGCUUGAAAUCACUACCCCAACCUUAUUCGCAGAGCAGGAUUUCCUCAACAUGUACUUCAGGAACAUCUACAAGCCUAUCCCGCUGGAGUAUAAUCUGGUAAUGGCUAUGCUGUGGAGACACCCUGAGAAGGUUGAUCUGCAGAAGGUGAAGGUGGUUCACUACUGUGCGGCUGGAUCGAAGCCAUGGAGUUUCACGGGGAAGGAGGAGAAUAUGAAUCGGGAGGACAUACGGAUGCUCGUGAAGAGGUGGUGGGAUAUCUACAACGAUAAAAGCCUCAAUUUAAACCCGCGGAAGCUGCAGGCUGGAACAAGGGAGGUUGGGUCCCCGGCGGCGUCCGGCGGCGUGAAAAGGCCGUUAAUGGCUUCGCUGUCGAAAGCCGGGAUGGGGCAAUUCGUUAGGGCUCCCUCUGGUGCGUGAGGAGCUCGCGCAGUGAGAGCGACUGACCAUGUGGCGGUUGGUGUUUUUGGGGAUCGCCCUCGGUCUAGAAGAGUCGAGCUUCUUGUUUUUUGUUUUUUAUUUUUUUUAUCUUUUUUGUUUUUUGUGGGUUAAUAUUUUAAAACCGUACGAGGUUCGAAAAACAGUGAGCCGUAUAGUUUGAAUGCUGCGAAGAUUAUGCUAAAAGUUUAUGUUGGUAUAGUUGUUCAUGUUUGUGCUUUAAUAAUUUAUAAUUGUAGCAGUCAAGUUUGUGUCUUUUUGUUAAA
Phalaenopsis equestris is the source of this 1429-nucleotide messenger RNA. RefSeq names its product galactinol synthase 2-like. Bases 108 to 1145 code for a protein of 345 amino acids. NCBI's taxonomy places the organism in Eukaryota, Viridiplantae, Streptophyta, Magnoliopsida, Asparagales, Orchidaceae. The record is from RefSeq and is a predicted model, not a curated record. Gene Ontology annotation, molecular function: glycosyltransferase activity. The transcript is spliced from 3 exons.